This is a messenger RNA of Fraxinus pennsylvanica, 726 nucleotides long. NCBI's taxonomy places the organism in Eukaryota, Viridiplantae, Streptophyta, Magnoliopsida, Lamiales, Oleaceae. The record is from the annotation of a GenBank genome assembly.
AUGAGUCCAACCUCAAUUCUUGACACAAAAAACUCAUCAAAUUCUGCUAACCCUUUUGGCUAUGAUAAAAAUUUGUCCAAAUCCUCAAUCCCAUCUCCUAAUUCUUGUAAUAAGCAAGACUCGGAAGCCAUUGGACUUGCCUUGAUUGACUCAAUGAAUGAUGAGAAAAAUGGUGGGGAUUUUUCAAAGCCAAUUAGUAGAAUGGUUCUUUUUGGAUCAAAACUUAACGUUCAAAUUCCAACCCUUAUUCCCUCUUCGAUUUCUCCAGUCGAAGAAUCGCCGAAAUCUCCAGCUGAUUUUGGAAUUAAGACUAGGGAUUCUCAGUUGAUGAGUCCUUUUUCUAGACUCCCUGUUAAGGAUUCUCCUCGGAGUUUUACUAGGCAGCUUUCUUUGAAGGAAAUGGAGCUUUCUGAGGACUAUACUUGUGUGAUCACUCGUGGACCUAAUCCAAAAACAACACACAUUUUUGAUAAUUGCAUUGUUGAAAGCUGCUGUGAAGAUCAUCUUAAUAUGUCUGAUAACAAUAGGGAUUGUGAAUUUGAAGCCAAUUUUUCAGUUACUCCAUCUGUGGAUUUUCUCAGUUGUCAUACUUGCAAAAACAGUCUUGGAGAUGGCAAAGAUGAUCACUUGUACAGGGGUGAAAAAGCCUUCUGCAGCCAAGAAUGCCGCUGCCAAGAAAUGCAUUUUGAAGGGACAAAGAAUCCAGAGUUAGAUGAUUCUUUUUAA